Molecule: messenger RNA, 3041 nt
Organism: Lepus europaeus (European hare)
Lineage: Eukaryota; Metazoa; Chordata; Mammalia; Lagomorpha; Leporidae
Gene: NAT8
Product: N-acetyltransferase 8 (putative)
Exons: 2
Coding region: 2267-2950 (227 amino acids)
Molecular function (GO): N-acetyltransferase activity
Source: RefSeq, a predicted model, not a curated record
AAUCCUCAUUCUUUCUCUGAAACUUCCCCUGGCUGCGAGCUCUUACAGCUUCCCCAGCUGGCAGGUCCCACUGCAGUGUUCCGGGACGCCCCGCAGACAAGUGUUCUCUGUGUGGUACAAUAUUGUCCCACAGGAAAAGAAGAGACUCUCACGGGUUAAUACAUCCGCCAGCGUCUCCUGUUGCAGUUUAAGCUCCGAAGGGGGCGGUGACAGGGUAAGGAAGAGGAAGGGACCUAAGAAGAGGGCGUCAGUGCUGCAUGACCAGAUGUGUGGCCGGAAGGAGGAGGAGGCAUUGUGGAAGGAGGGUGGAAGACAGCGGUCAUUGGCUCCAGGUCUUGAAGGCAGCCUCCUGCUGUGGCCUCCCAGGAGUUCAAGGUGGUAUUUUAGAAGUCAAGGUCAAAUGGCUUAUACUAAUUUGAAAAGUGCAAUCUUGAAAAACAACUGGGUGUCCCAACCUCUCCCAGGUUUUUUGUUGUUCAGAAAUAAGUGAGAAAAUCAUAUUCCAGAGGUCUGAAAAUUGUAACAUCUCCAGCUCCUUCUAAUUCUGACCCCAUCUCCUGUUGCGUCAUCCACCUCCUUGGAUCGCCUAUUCCAUAUAAGGAGAUGGGGAGUGGGUGUCCAAAUAUUUGUGCUCUGGGUCCUUGUCUUCUUUGCAAACCCCCUUAUGUGCUGUGUGAGUGCGCAUCAUUGCUGCCAACCAGCACCCAUUGCCCAGCCCCUUGCCAGGGACCCCUCCUCGCUGGACACUCCAGCCCUCGGUGCCUGGGCUCACAGUGGUCUGCCCUCUCUAUCGGGGAGCUUAUAUCCUUGUUCCUUUCUAUGGGCCUCCAGCCCUCUGCUGCUCCAUAGUGCGCCACAGCCUAUCUGAGUGCUUGGAUCCUGGGCUCACCGGGGUCCAUCCUGUCAGUUGAGCUGCUGCUGUUCUCAAGUGCACGGUACUCUUGCUCUCUGUUAGUGGCCGGUUCCCCAGGUGCACGGUGCUCCUGCCUCUCUCAUGAGGCCGAUCUCACUGAGCUGAGGGGUCUUCUGUCUCAGCUGGGGUGUGGGAAUAAUGGGAUCUCAGGGGACUGGCCAGGCUAGUCACUUGUUUACUUGGGACAGGAUCCUGUUGGAUUUAACUCCUGCAAGAUCUUGCAGUGAGAUGUACAUCUGGUUCCCAGAAAAUGUGGAUGAACUUUGGACUGUGUCCAUUGCCUGACACGUGGGAGCUCAUUCCUAAGCCCUUGUGCUUCUGCUGGUGGUGAAACAGGAAGCCAGUAGUUUCAGUAUGGGCUGCUGAACAUCCUAUAUUUUUUUAAGUUAGUCAGGCUUGGGUUGAAGUGGACGCCAGGCAGAGUAGAGCAGAAAAGACAUGAGGUCAAAACUACCUUUUUGUCACUCCUGCAGGUGGAGCAGUUUCAUGAGCCAUUAGAUCACCUUGUUCCUUAAGCCAAUUCCAGGUGGCUUUUCCACACUUACAGCAUACAAGUCCUCACUGUCAAGGUCACCCUCCUACCCACUGGUUCUGGAUUCAGAUGUUACACCAGGCAGUGUUCCCUGAGCCCUGUCAGGGGUGUCAUCCUUGGGGAGGCAGCCACACCUCCGGCACCUGGCACCCUUCCUGCAAGCACAAGGCCUGGCACGUGGCCAGCACAGGGCCAGCAUGUGCUCAGUGAACAAGUGCACCUUUCCUGUCUCCCAGAGGAGACCCAGGCCUCUGUCAAGGAUGCCCCAGAAAUGCAGGAGUCCCACGAAAGCCUGGGAGGAUGAAAAGGUGUGUGUGACUGAGGCCACGGGGUACUGAGGAAGCCCCAGAACCAGCAAGGGUGUAGGGACACAGAGCACAGGGACUGACCACAGCCUCUCACUCCUCAGUUGCUUAUUUUAUUAAAACUUGAUUCUAGAAUGGUUCCAAGUCUACAAAACUUGUGAAGAAAGUACCAAGUAGUACAAAGAAAAACGUGAAGUAGUACAAAGUACAGCUUCCCCAAUGGUAACAUCUUAGUAUGAGAUAUUUGUGACAAUCGAUAAACCACAGCAAGCACCCCUACUAUCAACACCUCCUUGCAGUAUAAUAUAUUUUUCACAGUUAACCACAUCCAGUUUCCCCCAUCCUUUUAAUCCAGAGUCCCUCUAUCUGCCUCAUCCUUCCCAGCCUCCAGUAAUCAACAUUCCCUCUCAUUUCUAACAACACAGAUGAACACGGAGGACACUGUGGGCAGUAGCACGUGUGCAGGGGCACCCAGCGGUCACUCUGGACAUCGAGAUUCAGACACAGAAGUCCCUCAUGGCUCCUUAUCACAUCCGGAUAUACCAGGAGAGAGACCGCAAAAGUGUCCUGGCCUUGUUCUCCCAGGGGAUGGAGGAGCACAUUCCCAGUACUUUCCGCCUCCUGCUGAAGCAGCCCAGAACCCUCCUGCUCUUACCUGGGGUCCCCCUCGGCCUCCUUCUGCUCUCUGGCUCCUGGCUCCUCGCGCUCCUGGCCAGCCUCGCCAUCCUCGUGGUCCUGAGGUUUGCUGCCUCCUAUCCCUGGAAGAAGUACGUGGCCCUCAGCCUGCGGACAGACAUGGCCGACAUCACGAAAUCCUACCUGCGUGGGAGUGGCUCCUGCUUCUGGGUGGCUGAGUCUGAGGGGCAGGUGGUGGGCACGGUGGGAGCUCUGCCCGUGCAGGAUCCCACCUUGCGGGAGAAGCAGCUGCAGCUCUUCCACCUGUCUGUGGCCUUGGAGCACCGGGGUCGGGGGAUAGCAAAAGCCCUGGUCAGGACGGUCAUCCAGUUUGCCGGGGCCCAGGGCUAUAGUGAGGUUGUCCUUGACACCAGUAUAGUGCAAACUGCCGCCCUGAGCCUCUACCAGGGCAUGGGCUUCGAGAUCAAGCGCCAGCACUACUUCAACGUGAGUGCGGGGCUGGUGGAUUUUUCUACUCUUUGUUUAGUCUACCGCCUGCCUUCUGCUCAGGGGGGCAGCCUGUGAUCCAUUUUCUGUGUGGGAGCAGAUCGAUUCUGCUGUGGUCACCAGCAAACCCUGAUGCCUCGGUGCCAUCAACAAUAAAAGCUCUUUGAUC